AUGAGGACAAGCAUCGCUGCCGUCGCGGCAUUGUCCGCCGCCGCCCUGUUCGCCGCCACCCCGGCGCAAGCACAAGGCAUCGCCUCGCUCAACUUUGGCAACGGAGGUGGUAGCAGUCAACAAGCUUCGCCCGCCAGCUCCGCAGCUGCCGCCUCUUCGGUCGCUACCUCGGUCGCAUCUGCUGCCUCUUCCGUCCCUGCCACUUCCGCGCCCAGCUCUGCGCCCACAAACGCCGCCAUCUCUGGUUCCGACUCUGCAGCGACGAGCACCAUUGCCUCGGACCCUAUCUCCUCCCCUGCCUAUGCUGCCGGCACGGUCACCUACAUCCCCCCACCUCUUCCAUCCUCGACCGCAAUCAUCAACGUCUCUGCGCUCCCCUCGUCGCUGCCAGCGCUCAACGCGACCGCUUCGUCCAACUACACCUUGCCAUCCGCCACGGCCACCGGUGUCUUCCCCACCCUCCCCUCGCUCCAGGGCCAAUCGAACCCGUACCAAAUCGUUUUCGCCAACACCGCCGGUUUGCCGACGUACAACUGGAACCUCGCACUCAACUCUUCCUCCGAUCAGUCCAAGACCGCCCUGUGCGCCUCGCAGAUGCAGUUCUGCGCCAAGGCGGGGUGCAACGAUACCGAGGCCAAGCUGACCAACUUUUGCGAGACCAAGUACAUGGGUGUCGCCUGUUCGUGCAGCAAGGGCGCGAGUCGAUUGGAGCAGUACCAGUGGCCGGUGAUGCUGGCUGAUUGUCAGGGCAGGAACACCGCUUGUAGGGAUGCUUGCGUGAAGCCCGGCCAGAGCGUCGCCGAUCAGGACAAGUGUCUGGAUACUUGCGCCCAGAACUAUGGUAGUACGUGCGGUAAACCGGGACAGUACGCGGCUAAUUAUGCUGUGGGCAAGGAGGGUAGUAAGCCGAGCUAUACCAUUGUUCAAGGUGGAACGGCACAGAAUGGAGCGCUGGGCAAGAACGCUGGUUUGAUGGGUGUGGUUGCUGUUGCUGCGCUCGUUUCGGUCGUUGUAGUCGGAUUGUAA
Molecule: messenger RNA, 1026 nt
Organism: Kalmanozyma brasiliensis GHG001
Lineage: Eukaryota; Fungi; Basidiomycota; Ustilaginomycetes; Ustilaginales
Exons: 1
Coding region: 1-1026 (341 amino acids)
Source: RefSeq, a predicted model, not a curated record